UGGUAAAACGUUUGUUGAUAUAAAUCUACAUUUGAGCACGGUAAGCAUUUACAGUGAAAUAAAAGUGCGCGUCUACAAUAGAAAUUAUUAUAUGAAUGACCGUUGUGAAAUAUUUACUAAACUAUAGGACUAGGAGUACCAAAAUCUGCAUCAGAUUGAAGGAAAAUAGCCUUUUAACGGAGGAAAAGAUCACUUGACCUGAAAUGUCAGUAGAAAUAAAAGGUGUACGCUCACUCAAGGGCGGGCUAUCAGAAGGACAAAAUGGAUAUGAGAACACUGCCUUCGAAAAAGAAAAGGGCUAUGGUUCUAUGGACACUAAUGUAGAUACGAACGUGACUGUAGAAAUAGAGCAGGAUACGGGAGAUGACUUUGAGUAUAACGCCUACCAGAAAACCCUUCUUUUCAUACAAGAUGGCUUAUCUGCAUCCUACAAGAGGCACAAUACUGUCAUAUGGACUGCUAUAGCAAUUAUUCUGUUCCUAGCAUACUUUGUAUAUUUCGCGCUUGCGCUGAAUUACAGAUUUGGUGAUGAAGGUUCCUGGCGAUUACUGGGUUUUACCAUAUUUGGAGUAGUGCUACUUGUUAUUGUGAAGUUGAGCAACGCUUAUGAGAAAGAGCUGGACGACUGGUGGGAUAGCACCCAGGAUCUCCGAGAUUCCAAAGCUUUAGGCAGAUUUGAAACCUUUAUAAACUGGUUUCUGAAGAUUGGAGUGUUUGCUGGUGUGGUUGCUUAUAUUGUCAUCGACAUCGCAAUAGACCACCCACAGAAUCUAAUAUCUGUCGCUGGACUUGUACUUUAUAUUAUCAUUUUCUACAUAACGUCAGUCAAUCCGGCCAGGGUGAACUGGCACACUGUUUUCUGGGGAAUUGCUUUACAAUACGUAUUUGCACUUAUGAUAUUGCGGACACAAUGGGGUUAUGACAUGUUUAAAUGGCUUGGAGAUCGUGUCACAGAAUUUCUGGAGUAUGUGAUGGCUGGGGUGAUAUUCGUCUUUGGUACUUCAUGGGGCGAUCACUUCUUUGCAUUCAAGGUGUUGUCUAUCGUUAUAUUCUUCUUCACGUUUAUCAACAUCAUGUAUUACCUCGGAGUAAUGCAAGCCAUCAUUAAAGUACUCGGAAGAUUUCUUGCUUUCUGUAUGGGAACAACCCCUGCCGAGUCCAUUAAUGCUGCAGCCAAUAUUUUUGUUUCCAUGACAGAAUCACCGUUGAUGAUACGGCCUUUCCUUAAAGACAUGACACGAUCAGAGCUUCAUGCUGUUAUGACAGGCGGAUUUGCUACAAUCGCUGGUAGUGUGUUAGGCGCUUAUAUAUCAUUUGGUGUUCCAGCAAACCAUCUUCUUUCUGCAAGUGUGAUGAGCGCCCCAGCAGCUCUUGCUAUAUCUAAACUGUCGUACCCUGAGACACAGAAAACUAAAGCAUCCAAUAAUGAUUUUUCAAAAAUGGAAAAAUCACCAGAACACAAUAUAAUUGAGGCAGCGUCGAAUGGAGCAACUUCGAGUAUAAAGAUUAUAGGUGCCAUAGCUGUAAAUGUGAUUGCGUUUUUGUCCUUGUUAGCGUUUCUUAACGCUACGUUAACGUGGUUUGGUGACAGAGUUGGAAUAGAAGGCUUUACAUUCGAGUACAUCUGUUCGUAUGUGUUAUAUCCAGUUGCUUACUUUAUGGGAGUGGAAACGGGUGAUUGCAGGAAGGUCGCUGAACUUGUCGGAGUGAAAACCUUUACAAACGAGUUUAUUGCAUAUGGCAACCUGAAAGUAUUGAUACAGAACAGAAAAGAUCUCGGCAACUAUACCGAUUAUUUCAACACAACCGAAUGGUUUUGGGAAAACGAUAAUGUUAUUUUGAACAUAACAGGACAAGUGUUAGAGGGAGGUUUUAUAACUGAAAAAUCUGAAAUAAUUGCCACAUAUGCUUUAUGUGGUUUUGCAAACUUCGGUUCAAUAGGGAUCACUUUAGGUGGUCUUGGAGCUCUCGCACCGACCAGAAAAUCCGACUUGACGAGGAUGGUGGUACGUGCGAUGAUUUGUGGGAAUGUUGCAUGCUUUUUGACUGCAUGUAUUGCAGGUCUUCUAUACAAACCAUUUUAAUGGAAGGAGGAGAAAAUACAUAGGUACAACAAAGAUAAGCCUGUUUUGUUCGUGAAUUUUCUUAACAUGUUAUAUCUGUUGGCCUGUGUUUAUAGCACCUGAUGUUAGUAAUAAAACCCUAGAUGAGAGUCAACAACUCUCUGGUUUAACACACAUUCUUAGUGCAUUUAGCGAUCAAAGACUGUAUACUGAUCGGUUAUAAUAAACAUUUAGUGAAAAUAGCGAUCAUGGACUGAAUACAGAUCUGGUUUUAAUACACAUUUUUAAUGAAUGUUGCGAUCAUAGUCUGAAUACUGAUCUGGUUGUAACAUAUAGUUUUAAUGAAUGUUGCGAUCAUAGAUUGAAUACUGACCUGGUUGUAACAUAUUGUUUUAGUGAAUGUUGCGCUCAUAGACUGAAUACUGAUCUGGUUGUAACAUAUAGUUUUAGUGAAUGUUGCGAUCAUAGACUGAAUGUAGCAUAUUUUAGUUUUGAAUAUGAUUGCUUUCGCUUUCCUCACAACAAAGAGACCUGUUUUCAAAUCAGCACCGAAUCACAAGUUUAAUAUUAACAUAUUGGUUUCUCCUCUUGCUGCGAGCAUUAUAAGAGCGCUGUAAUCACUACUAGUAUCUGGAAGGAAGGUCCAAGAUGUGUUCAUGGUUUCCACUGCUUACUGCUGCCACAUUGAUUUGUUAUGACAUUUUGCCUGUCGCUAUAUUAGUUAGAGGUUUUAUUAGGCAGUUACUUUGUAUGUUCGCCCAUUUGUAAAUACACAUUUGGUCAUAUUUUUUAAUUAUUUUGAUUUUGAUAAAAAAGCAGUUGUUUUUAACAUGUUUUUCUUUUUAAAAGACGUUAUACCGACCCAAAUAAAUCUACAUGUAAUAUAUAUUUUCAUAUUGCAUAAUGUUACGAUUCAGAUCUAAUGUGUGUCGAAAACGUUGUUUCUUAUAUUACAAGAAUCAAAUAUAUGUAAUAAAACGAAGAUAUACAUAUAAUUUUGCAAAUAUGAUUCUUAUUUGAUAUCCAUUAUUCCGUUGCUAAUUAUAUAUUUGUGUAAGUUUUGUCGUUGUACUUGUUUUAUAUAUCUUAACGCUUCAUUCAUGUCUCGAAUCUUAAAAUUAUCAAAACAGAAAGAGACAUGUAAAUGAUCCAUUAAUAAAAAAGUAUUGAUAGAUAUUUCAUGUAUGAACUGUAAUGGACAGGUACAUGUAUAUAAAAUCAUUUACCUGUACAUAACCAGUAAAGGUUGUCUUUUAAUGCAGAUGAUAUAUCACACUGCUGUUUUUAUAUAAAUACUGCUCAAACUUCACCCAAAAUUUUCAUUUUAAUGCUUCCAUGGAACUGUGCAUGGAGCAUAUAGUUGCCGCCUUGUCCGUCUGUCCCUCAAGAAAACUCCUCCCAAAGUUUUCUAGGGUUUUGGUCCAAACUUACAGAAAUGAGUUGCUAUGAUGUGAACUUGAACAUAUUGUCCGGACAUGAAUGUACUAUCAUCCUACAGUUUUCAAGGGAUCAGACCAGAAUUUAUUAAAAUAUAUUAUUUAGUAGUGAACUUGCGUCUACUGGCAGGUCAUGAAUAUACCAUCCAUGUCCCUCUGAAAUUGUACAUAAACCGUUAUAUAUGCUGAUAUAAACCUUGUCCUCCAGAUAAUUUCUCUUACAGUUUUCAAAGGAUUUGUCUCAAGCUUACAGAAAAAAUAUCAAUAUGAAGUGAAUUCACGAACUCUUUCAAGACAUAAAUCUAUCAUGCCCGGUUAUAACUUGUUGCCCUUUAAAGUUUUACAAGAUGCAGAUAACUACAAAUAACCACUGAAGCGGCAAUGCCUCUAACAGUUUUUAAGGGAUGUGGCCCUAACUUUUAGAAAUGUAUAACUAUGAAGUUAACAUGUACAAAUUAUCAGUUCAUAUGAAUCAUGCGAGGUUCAAGAGAUAUGGCCCAUUAAAAGUUUACAAAAUGCUAUAUUAUGCUGUAUGGAUAACUCCUGUAACAGUUUUCAAGGAACCUAGGACAAACAUUGAGUUGUUAAAAUGUAAACCUGUGCAUAUUGUCCAGAUAUGCAAGUGCUAUCAACGUAUAAACGUUCCUAUCCCUAGCAAAUGCACCCUACUCGUUUUCACCAAACAACACAUACUGUCAGGAUAUAGAUGUACUCCUGCAUAUCCUGGUAUAAAAGCCCCACGCUCCGAAUAAGCACGCCCUCCACCUCCUAUUUUCUAAAUAUAUAUAUAGAAAAAAAAUUAUUGGCGCAUAUCCUGUCUCGGGGGAGCAUAUAACAGUAUAUAUGGUAGCUCUUGUUUUUUUUACAGUUCGGAAAACAGUGAUGUAGGUUGGUAUGUUGCUUGAUAAAUAUGUUUUAUAUAGUUUUUUGUUGAUGUGUUAAUUUUUUAUCUACGACAAUUUUCAACUCUUAGAAAUAAACAAGUAAAGUCCUGUU
This is a messenger RNA of Mercenaria mercenaria, 4495 nucleotides long. Its product is annotated as solute carrier family 28 member 3-like. The record is from RefSeq and is a predicted model, not a curated record. The transcript is spliced from 14 exons. Bases 204 to 2084 code for a protein of 626 amino acids. Gene Ontology annotation, biological process: nucleoside transmembrane transport. Gene Ontology annotation, molecular function: nucleoside:sodium symporter activity. Lineage: Eukaryota; Metazoa; Mollusca; Bivalvia; Venerida; Veneridae. Gene Ontology annotation, cellular component: membrane.